Molecule: messenger RNA, 1620 nt
Organism: Ectocarpus siliculosus
Lineage: Eukaryota; Phaeophyceae; Ectocarpales; Ectocarpaceae
Source: the annotation of a GenBank genome assembly
AUGUGGCAGGGAACCAAAAAGAGCCGACGGUCACAGCCCGAAAGAGCCCCGCCCCGGUUCAUCUCCACCAUGCGGGCCACGCCGGUCCUGUCGGCCGUAGCGCUAGCCUCCUCCUGCCGGGGGGGCGUCGUCACUACGGCCUCCACGAGCGCCGCAGCCCUCGCAGCGGGGGCGUUGCACCACAGGCCAGUCCCGUCUUCCUCCGCCGGCGCCGCUUCUCGAGCACACCACCGGUCAUCGCGAAGAAGAGGAGGAACAGGAGAGAAGCGGGAGCCUGGAAGUCGCGGCAGCGGGAGCGGGAGCGGCGCAGGGCGGAGCACCCUCCUCUUUCAGUGCUUGUCGUCCUCCUCCGCGAUGAGAGGUCUGACCCAAGCGCGGCCGAGGAGAGGCGUCCGCUCGAUCUAUUCCACCAGCGCCGGCGUAAGCUCGGCGGGGAGUAGUGCCGUGCGCCGGCGAGGCAGCGCCGGCCGUCGAGUCCGCCCAGCGGCGACGAAGAUGGCGAACUCUUCUCCCCCGGUAACGGACAAGGACAUCAUGAGGGAGUUCGUAUCGGUGGCGGCCUCGGAAGCGAGUUCAGCUGUCAAGAACAAGCCUCCCUCGGCGGUCUUGGCGGGGAACAAGCAGCACAACGGGGAUGCCGGGAGGGGGGUGACGGCGGAGGCGGCGGAAGAAGAAGGGGGGGGGGGUGACAAAGCUCGCCCGACCGGAUACAUGUACGGCGACGUGCUCACGGACGCGGAUGGUCUGCCGCUGGUGUACGACAGUGACUCCAUCGGCCGGUACUGGGACAAGCGGCCAGGGGAGCUCAACAGCCGAUGGAGCAAGUUCUUGUCGGUGACCGUGCCCUUCGUGACGAGGGUCGUGAGGGACUACACCUCCGGUAACAUCAUGAAGAACGAGGCGGUGCUGGCGCGAGACCUUCGCAUCGUCAUCGAGAAGCUGGGUCCGACGUUCAUCAAGCUGGGACAGGCGCUUUCCAUCCGCCCGGACGUCAUCGGGCCCGCGGCCACAGACGAGCUAGCCAAGCUGCAGGACGCGGUGCCCCCCUUCCCGACCCCGCUGGCGAUGGAGGUGCUGGAACGGGAGCUGGGCAGGCCCCCCUCCGAGGUGUUCAGCGAGAUCAGCGAGGAGCCCAUCGCCGCGGCUUCACUGGCGCAGAUGACGGACUACAACGAACUGCUUCGAGUGUGGGCCACGGGUUUCUACCAGGAGCUUGACUUCUUGAACGAGGCCAACAACCAGAUCCGGAUGAAGAAGGUGCUGUCGGGCAUGAAGGGGCAGGUCUUCGUCCCCGACGUGUUGUUGGACCUGUCCACCAGGAGGGUUCUCGUGAGCGAGUGGGUCGACGGCGUCAAGCUAACCAAGGCCGAUCCCAGCGAGAUCCGCGAGUUGACCAGCAUCGCGCAGGAGGCGUUCUUGGUGCAGCUGCUAGGGGAGGGUUUCAUGCAUUGCGACCCUCAUCCGGGAAACAUGCUCCUCGUGGACGAAAGCAUGCGAGACGAGCGGGGCAGGCUGGCCCUCCUGGACUACGGGCUCAUGGCGGAGCUCGGAUCAAAAGAGAGGGAAGGCAUGGUGAGAGAUCACAUCCAAGAAACAAACACCCUGGCCAAGAUGAUGUGA